Molecule: messenger RNA, 1547 nt
Organism: Chelonus insularis
Lineage: Eukaryota; Metazoa; Arthropoda; Insecta; Hymenoptera; Braconidae
Product: serine/threonine-protein kinase D2-like
Exons: 7
Coding region: 657-1547 (296 amino acids)
Source: RefSeq, a predicted model, not a curated record
AUCUUAUUUCCCCUAAUUUUAAUUAUUUCCCCUUAUUUUUGACAGCUAACAAACAUUUUUGUUUAUAAAUAAUAAACAGUGUACAGUGUCAAUUUUAUAAAUGUAAACAUAACUCGUGUUGACAUGUAUUCGAGAGGCGAGUUAUCAUAGGAUAUCUAAAGAUUUUUAGCCGGCUUUCAAGUACUCUUUGGAAAUUAAGCGAUAGUAGUCAAAAAAUUGAUCAAUUAUGUGGUACAUUCCAAUGAUAAUAAGAAAAAAAGAAGCAAAAAGUUAUAGUACAAAAAAAAUGAUUAAAGGUGAAUACAAAAAAGGAGAUAAUUGUGGCAAAAAAAAUAUAGACAAUGCUGGUAUUAAAGUAAGAAGUUGGUAUACUCUUACCAAGUUAAUGAAGUAUCUUUUUGAAGCUGUUAAAAUUACUUUAGAAACGAUUAAAAAUGUUUCUCAAUACAUAAAAGAAUAUUCAGCACCAUUGAAAACAUUGAAUAAAGGUAGCGAGGGCGUAAAAUCGUCUUCGAUAAAAAUGAAAAGUCAAGCCUAGCCUGCAGGAUACUUCUUAUUGUAUCUCUGCAAGAGUGCUUGUGAUACAUUCACUAAUUUUUUAUUACAUAAAUCAUAGAGUAUGUUUUUAUAUAUUAAUUGACACACGAAAAUCUACCAUGGACGGAGCAGAUGUUACAUUCCUUUUUCAAUUCGGUUUAUUACGUGAUACUGUUAGUAUAGAGGCAAGUGCCUUAACAUUAAAAACACUAAAAGAAUAUGCAUGUAAUUUUAUAAUUACUAAAUGCCCUGAUCAUGGGCUGAAUCAAUUAUUUGAAAGAUUGCUUUUAUUCAAGCAUGACUACAACUCAUCAAAUGUUUUACAACUUAUUAAAAAUGCCGCAGAAAUAGUUGACGAAACAUUAAUUGAAAUUGUAUUAAAAGCCCAAGUACCAACCGAAGAGAUUAUUGUACGACCCCAUACUUUAUCUGUACAUUCAUACAAAACACCUACUUUUUGCAAUUUUUGUAGUGAAAUGCUUUUUGGAUUAGUGAAACAAGGUCUCAAAUGUGAAGGAUGUGGCAUGAAUUAUCACAAAAGAUGUGUUGUAAAAAUUCCAAACAAUUGUAUACAAGAUUCAAAUAAACAAAGGCGUAGUUCAACAAUGCUAAAUGUGCCUAGAUCACCCAGUCAAGGUUCUACAAGUAGUUUUGGAGGUGCUUGUGACGAUAAUCAAAAUAUGGGAGCAUUUAAUCUCAGCCAAAAUAAUACUUCUUCUGUUACAACUUCUAAACAGUCCAAUUCAUCAUCUUUGGGAGAUAAAAUUCCCUGGGCAGACCGAGAAAUGAUAUCUCGAAUUAAAAUACCUCAUACGUUUGUUGUCCAUAGCUAUACCAGACCAACAAUAUGUGGGUAUUGUAAAAAACUUUUACGUGAACUUUUUAAGCAAGGUCUACAGUGCAAAGAUUGUCACUAUAAUAUUCAUAAAAAAUGUAUAGACAAAAUUCCUAAAGAUUGUAUUGGUGAAAAUUCAAAGGAUAAUUGUGGUGGAACAGAGUGUCAAGACUAG